AUGAGCACAUCAGCUCAGGGUUGUGGCCGGUGUUAGCUGAUAGUAAGCAUAAAAGUACUGGUAAACGCUGGGGAUGUUAACACUCGCGAAAGUAUAAUAUUACCUGUCAAAUAAGAUGGUACAAAUAUGUGUAGUUAAAUAUUUUUUACAUGGUUAAUAACAUCUUUCCAAUGAUUACUCAUUCGUGUUACUUAGUGCAGUAAAUACGUGUUACUUAUUGCAGUAAAAACAACUAAUCGCAUGAACCAUCCUGCGCUCCUAGAAUAUCAACUCUGUCAAUGCAUUAAACGUAAGAUUAUAUAUUUUCUUUAAACAUUCGACUGCGGAGUCACUUGAGUUGAAUUUGAGUGGUGAUGAUUGUGCACCGUGCCUUCAAGGCGCGCGACCCUUCUGCAGUGCGUGAGCUACUCAUCUCUUGCCACGUAAAAUGUUAAACUUUCCAUAUAAUGUCGGUUAAUUUUGAGUAAUUUUCUUCAGUUUGUUGUCCAUCUGAAAAUCCAUAAAUUUAUUCAUUUCAAAGUUCGAUUAAAACGUCCAGUUAAAAGUUCGGUGACAAGGGACGAUUGACAUGGCGCGCAGUCCUCACCAUAGCGCGAGAGGAGGAAUCGCGAGCGCGCGAGGCAAAACUUAAAUAGAAAAUAUUUCGUUGGAAUUAAAUGAGUAGUAUGUUGAAGCAUCUUGUCUUGCAAAAAAUUCGAGUGCGUUUUAAAUAGUGUUCAUCAGUAACACUUUUGAAAACCGACAAUCAUCAUAUCUUGCCCUGACCGAACAAUGUCUCCCAAAUGUUGGUUGUUCACUUGUUUAGAAUUAUAAUUUAUAUCGUGAGCAUUGUCGUAUAUUGCAUAAGUAACGUACAUUAAAGAAGUGAUCUUCGUGAUGAUGUAUUAACUAGAUGCAUGUAAGUAUGAACGUUACGGGAGUAAUCGAGCCCAAAGGCAGGCGUGAUAAACACAGUGAGUAUGGAGGCAACUCCCUCACUAGAGCUGAGUGCUGGAUGAUCUCAGCGACGUCCGCAUUCAGUACGCCGCUUCUAUAAUAACCUCGGGCCUGGAGGACGCUCGGUUCGAAUUCGUGAGAGCGCUGAUUUCGGUUUCCAAGAGGCGAGGCGAUAAAAGCGACGUCUUGAGAUGGCGGAAACUGCUCCUGCUCAACCACCAGCUGCGGCUACUUCAGCGCCUAAAAGCCCCAAGAAGAAGCGCGCCGCUCCAAAGGCCAAGAAGGUCGGCCCCAGCGUGUCCGAGCUCAUCCUCAAGGCUCUGGCCAGCAGCAAGGAGAGGAACGGCGUGUCUCUUCCUGCGCUCAAAAAGUCGCUUGCUGCCGGAGGAUACGACGUGGAGAAGAACAAUGCCCGCGUGAAGUUGGCCAUCAAGAAGCUCGUGGCCAAAGACGCCGUGGCGCAAGUGAAGGGCAGCGGCGCGUCUGGCUCUUUCAAACUCAACAAGGAAAAGGCUGCCGCAAAGGCGAAGCCCAAGUCGUCAACGGCAAAGCCCGCAGCUAAAAAGCCCGCGGCAGCCAAGAAGGUGAAGAAGCCCGCGGCAGCCAAGAAGACCGCGCCCAAGAAGUCUCCCAAGAAAGCAAAGAAGCCCGCGGCUGCCAAGGCGGCCAAGAGCCCCAAAAAGGUGAAGUCGGCUGUUAAGCCCAAGAAGGCGGCGAAGAGCCCAGCCAAGCCCAAGGCUGCGAAGCCCAAGGUCGCUAAGCCCAAGACCGUCAAGGCCAAGGCCGCCAAACCCAAGGUGGCCAAGCCCAAGAAGGCCGCGGCCAAGCCCAAGAAGACUGCGCCAAAGAAGUGAAUCCGAUGGGACGACCGACGCUCGAUUCACUCCACCUCAACGGCUCUUUUCAGAGCCACCCACUUCGUUAAAAAAGUGAACCAGAUGCUGCUGCGCUUCAAUUAGUUCAAAUUAACUGUGUAACAUUUCACCCACUCGAUGUGUUUUAAGCAUUGAUGUGAUGGGAGUGAUCGAGCCCGAAAGCAGGGAUCACAAACACAGGCGAGGCGGGUGGCAGCUCCCUCACUCGAACUGAGUGCAGAGUAAUCUCAGCGACGUCAGCAUUCUCGCUGGCGAUUCUAAUCUAAAUCCAGAUUCAAAAUCGAUGCAUUCUUGACGAACCUCCAAUUUUGAUUAUGUGUUGCACCUCUUCAUUCCGUCAUCAUGUUACUGGUGCCAAAUAUGGAAUUUAGUCUAAAAAUGUAUUGAUUCCAGACAGCUUUACUCAAUUUGCCUUCAUUCGCUCGUUCCGCCUUUUCACUUUGUUUUUGUUUUGUAAACAUUGCGGUGCACCAUCUAAACUUCUCUAUUAAAUUAAUUUACUAUACGUAAAUAUCGCAUUGUUUGCAAUGUCUUUCUUACUUUGGGACAACUAGUUGGUGACGUUCACUCAACUAUUGUGUUGGAAGCCGUUAAGCUUCACACGAUUAUAAAGUUAGUUCAUCUUGUUCACUUGCAAACAAGACCUUACACCGAUUAUUCACUCCACGUGCAAUCUUGCAACAGAUCGCGUUCCUCUCGCGUUCGCUGCGGGUGUGCCAAUAUCAUUCCAGAGUGCUUCGAAGAAGGGCCAUUGCCCAAAACGUCGCAUAUUAUACAUGUCAAGGAAGUGUUAUUGACGACGGUGGAGGGUUUUCUUCGUCGCAGAGGUUAAAGGUGGAAGGUUUAAGGCGGAGCCAUCGCGGAGGGCAGGGGUGGUCGGUGACGUCGCCACGCUUCGGGUAUAAAGGCGGCUGCUGCUGCAAGCUGAGCGCGCAGUCUCUCGCGAGGAGCUUUGUCACAAGUAG
Lethenteron reissneri (Far Eastern brook lamprey) is the source of this 2776-nucleotide messenger RNA. RefSeq names its product histone H1.5-like. The record is from RefSeq and is a predicted model, not a curated record. Gene Ontology annotation, molecular function: structural constituent of chromatin; DNA binding. NCBI's taxonomy places the organism in Eukaryota, Metazoa, Chordata, Hyperoartia, Petromyzontiformes, Petromyzontidae. Gene Ontology annotation, cellular component: nucleosome. Gene Ontology annotation, biological process: nucleosome assembly.